This is a messenger RNA of Ruditapes philippinarum (Manila clam), 915 nucleotides long. RefSeq lists its product as uncharacterized. The transcript is spliced from 2 exons. The coding region runs from base 1 to 915 and encodes 304 amino acids. The record is from RefSeq and is a predicted model, not a curated record. NCBI's taxonomy places the organism in Eukaryota, Metazoa, Mollusca, Bivalvia, Venerida, Veneridae.
AUGAAAAAACUUCCCUCCGAAGUACGACGAAAUUUAGCUCGAGAACACGGAAAUGUACGAUGGCACAUACAAGAUUUGAGAACUUCUAUCGCCAGAGAAAUAAACAUCCUAGAAAUGGGCAUAACUGACGAAAUAAGAGAAUCACACUUGCCGACGGCAUCAUUAUUUACCGGAACCGGUAAGAAAAAAUACACAUCUAUGAAAUUUUCGCACACAAGAGAUAAUGACAAGGGUAAGAAAUUAUGUUUGUUCUGUGAAGGUGACCACAAGUCGCUUGAUUGUGAAAAAGUUAAAACACGUGAAGAAAAACUAACUAUCAUUAAAUCUAAACGUAUGUGUUAUAAUUGCCUGGGAAAACACCAAGUUUCAGAGUGUCGUUCUAAGUUUCGUUGCAAGAAAUGCCAGCGAAAGCACCAUACUAGUAUUUGUGACCAACCAUCGAAUUUCGAUUUGAAUCCACAUGCAACAUCAUUUAUAAGCUCUACUUCCGGUCAAAAAGGAAAUGCAGGAACUGCUAUUCUUCAUUCAACUACGCAUCAAAGAUCGAACAUUCUACUCAAGACUGCUAUCGCUCAAGUAAGCUCCCAAGACUAUACGAUAACUACAAACAUAUUAUUUGACGAAGGUGCUCAAAGGUCAUUUAUUACGGAAGAGCUUGCUGAGAAACUGAAAUUAAAGCCCAACGGUUCGGACACUAUAACAUUAGCAUCUUUUUGGUGGCAAAUCAGAACAGUGUCGUCAUAUACCACAGGCAGAGUGUUUCUACACGUCGAACAUAGAGAGAUAAUACCACUUGACGUACUUAUUGUACCAACCAUUGCUGUACCAUUACCUAACUUGCAGAGAAAUGUUAAAUCGCCACCUAAUGCCAAAGAUCUUGAGAGAUUCUGGAAGUUAGAAUCUAUGGGAUAUUAG